Molecule: messenger RNA, 1004 nt
Organism: Anopheles bellator
Lineage: Eukaryota; Metazoa; Arthropoda; Insecta; Diptera; Culicidae
Gene: CCAP
Product: cardioactive peptide
Exons: 3
Coding region: 181-663 (160 amino acids)
Source: RefSeq, a predicted model, not a curated record
CAGUGCUUUAGUGCAACGUUUAGCAGAAAGUGAACCCGUUUCUGGUGACUCCGUUUCGAACUUAUCGAUAAAAGGGUAUUGUGAAAAAAUAAGACACUUCCAAACGGUAGUGACAGCAAGUUUGAGUUCCUCCCCAGGCCGUGCGUGCGUGAACACAUCCUUCGUCAAGCUUCCGCCAAAAUGACACAACGGACGUCGGCUAAAUUGUUGCCCGCACUGGUGGCACUGGUCUGCGUGCUACAGGUGCUGGAAUGUGGUGUCGUCGAUCGGCAAGCUCGGGCGUAUCGGCAGUACAACAGUGAGCUACAGAAAAGACCAUUCUGCAAUGCGUUCACCGGUUGCGGCAAGAAGCGAUCGACGGCCGCAAGUCCACCGUCGACGACGACAUCGGCGGCGGCGGCCGCACUGCUACAGCGGCACCUGCAGAACAUGGAGCACGGCAAAAAGGAGCGGCUCAACGGUGACUUCGACCCGAACGAGGAGUCCGUCACCAGUCUGCUGGAUCUGAACACCGAGCCGGCGGUCGAGGACCUGCUGCGGCAGAUCAUGUCCGAAGCGAAGCUCUGGGAAGCGAUCCAGGAAGCUAACCGGGAGAUCCUGCUCCAAAAGUCGGCCAUGAACCAGCAGCGCAACGAAUUCCCGCUCACUUUCAGCACACAGUAAACCGGAGCUCUGUGACCGCUCGGUCAGCCGGGACUCGGUGGUCGGGUUUCGGCUGCUUAUGUUUUUUCGAUGUAUAGCAAGCAACCUUCCCCUCUACAUGAUGGAGGGGCGGACUAAUAAAACCAACUUCCGAGGGCAACGCACUCGGAAAGGGCUGAGGAAACGGACAAAUGACACUGCACCGGUUGAACACUGUUACUCUCUCCGCGACUAUCGGCGCCAUCAGCUGGACGUCCCUCGUCCGGGGCGCAUCCUUAUAAAGUUUCUUGUAAUGUAAAGCCGUUGAUCGAUUGAAAGUGCCGCGGAUAGCUCACACACCACUUAAGAGGAAGAAUACGACG